AUGAGUUUCUACAAAAGAUUUGAUGAAAUUUCCGCAAAAUUAACAAAACUCUUCCGCACUAAAAAUUCACUCAAAGAAACAGCAGCCGAAUUUGACGAACUUUCAAGGACGCAAGAUGAAGAAAAUCCAUUCGAAUGCGGACUUGUUGCCCUUGCCAAGUUUGGAGAAAUGCAAUGCUGGCAAAAAAUUGAAGACAAGCAGAAGACAGUUAGAACGGCUGUCAAAGCAGCUCGUUUAUUCAUCAAAUCUGCUAAUUUCAAUUUCAGCAUUUCAAGAAAUCUUCGUGAUACAUGGUCUGAUCCUCUUGCUGAUGGUCUUCAUUGCUACCGUGUAGCAGCUGAUGUUCUUAAAGGCGAUUCAAAGCCAAAUCUUGCUGUCGUUCUUCUCCUUGAAUUAGGAAAGACAGAAGCCCAAUUUGACCUUCUCCACUAUGCUGGAAACACAUACGAAGAAGCAGCUAACUUAUGCCUCGAUCAACACCUUUCUCCGCCAUUAUUAUUUGAUUCAGUUUUCAACUGCGUUGAUUGCUACAGCCGUGCUGACCGUCUCGAUCUUGCUCUCCUCGUUGUUGAUAACGUCCAAAACAAGCUCGGAGAAAGCGCAAAUGACCAAAUCAGCUCCAGCCAAUUAAUGAAGGCUCAGCUUACAAAUAUCAAGAUACUCAAGGCCCAAUUACUUCUUUCAGCCUUCAAAUACGCUGAUUGCAUUGCUUAUGCAGAGAAAAAUCUUGAAGAAGGCGUUGCUCAAUUAUUCAAGCAAUUAUGUGACGCUACAAAGUCGAACCAGAUUGCUGUUAUCGAUUCUAUCGUCAACCAGGCAAGAAGUUCUAACUAUUUCACCGAUUUGCAGAUUUCUCUUUUCGAGAGGCACCACUUCUUACUCUCUAAGAGUAUCGAGGCUGCUUAUGCAGAACUUGCUCAGUAA
Messenger RNA from Trichomonas vaginalis G3, 924 nucleotides. Its product is annotated as factor VIII-associated gene 1 family protein. Gene Ontology annotation, biological process: vesicle cytoskeletal trafficking. The coding region runs from base 1 to 924 and encodes 307 amino acids. Gene Ontology annotation, molecular function: protein binding. Lineage: Eukaryota; Parabasalia; Trichomonadida; Trichomonadidae. Gene Ontology annotation, cellular component: early endosome. The record is from RefSeq and is a predicted model, not a curated record. The transcript has a single exon.